AUAGAACGUAUUGUAAUCUCGCUCCAGUCCAACGUGGUUCCUCUCUGGAGCGCCGCUCGUCUACUCUCUACUUGUAGGCUUGUGUAUGACAUGAAUGACAAACAGGACAGGCCUUAUGUGUGCGGCGCCCCAGGCUGCUCUCAGCGCUUCCAGUUAGAGGAACAUCUGAUCAUCCACAGGCACAAGCAUGAGAUGACCCUCAAGUUCCCCUCCAUAAAGACAGAUGCAGCAUUCACAGACCAGACUCCGACGCCGACACGAUUUCUGCAGAACUGCGAAGAGGUUGGUCUGUUCAAGGAGAUCGAGGAAGAAUUUCUUCAAGCACAAGAGGAGGAAAACAAGAAGCAGUCGCUUUCUCAUAAUGGGCCCUCCUGUAUGAGCCAGCACCAGCUCAAACCCCAACAUCAGCUCCAGCACCCACCCCAGCCUCAGCACCCACAUCCCCAACAACCGCUGCAUCAUCCCCAGACUCAUGCACUGCAUCAUCCCCAGACACAUGGCCCCAUGAUGGCCCCUAGCUGCAGCCUGGCCGCCCAGCAAGCCCUGUCCUCCUCCCAGUCUGGAUCAGUCAUCACCCAGGCUACCUCCACCCUAACACACUCCGAGCCGGUUCCCGGGCCGCUGUCAUGCCUCCUUCACAUGCGGAACAGACACAGGCAGCCGCUGCCAGCCUCCUUACCUGGCACCCUGCCAGACCCCGCCAUGCAAGGGGCAUCUGCUCAGCACAUGACUAUAGAGAAGCAGAUGUCUUGUGCAAUGGGUAUACCGACUCCUGUACACAACCCCUCCUGUUCUUCACCCCAGAGAUCCAAGCAGACAUUGGGCCACCAUUAUCAACAGCAUCACCCAGGAAUGAUCACCAUCAAUAACAAUGUGCCACCCAUGGGCCACAUUAUAGAGAUGAUGCCACAGCGUCACCAGACACCUCCACUACAACAACAACAACCACAACAGCAGCAGCACCACCACCAUCCCCACCAUCAUCAUCAUCCUCAGCCUCAUCACUCACAGCUUCCACCUGUGCCUCUUACCUACCAACAGCGGUGCCAUGCUCCCCACCCACAGCAUCUUGGAAGCACCCAGAGCCACCAGCUGCACCAGGCAGGGAAUAUACCACCUCACGCUCAGGCUCACCAAUCACCGCCUUCACACUUACACCCAGGCUCACCGCCUGCACCUCCACUGUCUGCUCCUGCGCAGUUAUCACCAGUUGCACAGCAGAUGCAGCCUUCCCAGCUAUCUCACACUCAUGCAGUGCAGGCAGGCGGUAGCUGCAGCGGAGGUGGUGGAGGAGGUGUUGGAGGAGGCGGAAACCGUCGAAGGAGGACAGUAGAGCAGGACCCCGACGAGCGAAGGCAGAAGUUUCUGGAACGUAACCGGGCCGCAGCCACCCGCUGCCGACAGAAGAGGAAGCUGUGGGUGUCAUCGCUGGAGAAAAAAGCUGAAGAGCUGACGCACACGAACCUUCAGCUACAGAACGAGGUGACGUCACUAAGGUCGGAGGUGGGUCAGCUGAAGCAGAUUCUGCUCACCCACAAGGACUGUCCUGUCACUACUCGGCAGAGGGAGGCACAGGGGUACCCCACUGCAGGGGUGAGCCCAGGAAGAAGUCCCACCCCUGCAGGUCCUGGGUCUCAUCUGCAAGCCAUCCAACAUAACAGCAUCUCCACUUCCUCGACGUCUGGAGGCGAUUCGGGCCAUGACCUCCAGCCCGGACACUAGCCUGCAACGUAUAGGUGAAAUCCCGAACUGGAUAGGAUGAAUUUAGAAAUCCACGUGAACGCUUGAGGUAUUUUUCAACACGAUCAGCAGAUUUUCUGUGAGAAGAUCAGAAACACUUACUGAGAGAGAGAGAGAGAGAGAUCUGUCGCUUCAUUUCUCUAAACAGGUGCAUAAAAUGCCCUUUCUGAAAGCCUUGUUAAAACUGUGAUUUUUACAUGGCAACUGGAUCCUGUGUUUAUUCAGAUAAUGUCUGUUUUCUUUUGACAUGAGCCUAACAUUGCCUCCUACCUACUCGCUAUGCACAUACACAGUCAUGACACAUCUUUUUAGUAUCAUUCUCUGGCAUAUCUUGCACUAAUUCAGAAAAAGAGACUAUAACUUUUUUUUGUUUGUUUUAAUUGGGCAGCUCCAAGUGCAACUUUUUCCAUUUUUGAGCAGA
Messenger RNA from Pelmatolapia mariae (spotted tilapia), 2161 nucleotides. Its product is annotated as cyclic AMP-responsive element-binding protein 5-like. Gene Ontology annotation, molecular function: cAMP response element binding; DNA-binding transcription factor activity, RNA polymerase II-specific. Gene Ontology annotation, biological process: regulation of transcription by RNA polymerase II. The record is from RefSeq and is a predicted model, not a curated record. Lineage: Eukaryota; Metazoa; Chordata; Actinopteri; Cichliformes; Cichlidae. The transcript is spliced from 11 exons. Bases 91 to 1722 code for a protein of 543 amino acids.